Symbiodinium natans is the source of this 2169-nucleotide messenger RNA. Lineage: Eukaryota; Dinophyceae; Suessiales; Symbiodiniaceae. The record is from the annotation of a GenBank genome assembly.
AUGCAGGACAUAGCGAGAAAGUUCAAGACUUCGCAGAAGGGGACACUCUCAGGCCUGCGCCUGAUGCUUGAGGGUAGCCUGUCAAUUCCAGCCGUCAAGCAAAGUGUCUUGAGCCUUCCUUGCAGCAACACUCGUCAUCACCUCUUUCUGGAGCUGGACGCACGCAUUUUGGAACAAGGAGCUGCCGCUCGCCUGGUCACCUGGGCGAAAUCGCAUCAGUUCCUUCUGCAGCCUCCAAUCCCGCAGACCUCCGUGCCACAAGCACAUCCAAACACCAGUCCCGCCCCACUCCUUGGCUCUUGCGCUGUGCACUUGGUGCCCCAUGUCGCAGCGGAGCAAGGACGAAGGAACAUGACAGCAGAUGUUGCUGGAUCCCACAUCACAGCAGAUGUUGCUGGAGCCCACCGUGACUUUGAAUGCCCCAAGUUGCCAGGCUUGGUAGCUUUGCAGCCUUUUUCAUGGGAAGCAUCGGCAAUUGCAAAUUACUUUCAUUCUUGCAUGCCUUUCGACACUGAAGUCUUCCAAGUGCAAAGAGUUGACAACACCGAUUUGUGGAAGCAAUACCUCGUGUGGCGCACGGAAGUGGAACAGCGCCUAAACAGCUGCUGCAGCGAGUGGGGCAUCAAGGACUUUGGUGAGAGGCCCUCGGCCGAGCUCUGGCUGUGGAAGUUGUACGAUGGGCCACUGGAAAGCUUGGUGCGUCAAGGAUUCCAAGUCGUGGGCGGCCACAGUGAUGGGAAGCAGGGCCUGGGUAUCAAGUUUUCUUGUCAGCCGACUCUGCUAGAGCCCACAGUGAGCUCCGAUGGCUCAGACAAAGGGCGAUCCAUCAUGCUAGUCUUGGCGCGGGUUGUGAUCGGGCGAAGCGUGCAGCAGUGCGCGCACGCCAAUCAUGCGGCGACCUGCACUUGCCAGUUGCCCCAGGGUCGUGCAGCUGAGAAGCCGGAUUACCACAGCAUGAAGUCGUCUGACAAUGGCACGUUCACGGUUUUCGGAGCGCACCAUAGCUAUCCGGCGUAUGUGCUGCACUGCGGGUCGGAGCUGCUAGCAUGGUGCCGUACACACGCGUGCAGGGAGAAGCAAUUCAGUCACACCGGAUUGCAGAGCAGGUCCCUGCAGCUGCAGCUGGCGUUAGAUCAGUGCAGGGGGCGCAGUGCAUCGGUUUGGGAUGCUGAAGAGGCUGUGUCAGGACUGGGAGCUUCAUGCCGCGCGUCAUCAACCUUCGAAAGGGCAUCUGUGUCCAGUGCUUCAACGCAGGCUACGGCUACUCGUCUGCGACGAUGGAUGAGCCAACCGCCGGCAGAACCACAACAAGCGGCGCCACGUGGCUUGGAGAGCAUUGGGCACAGGGAAGCAAGUUCAACAAGCUCUCCACUCCUCCACCAGCCCAGAGAUCAGCCCAUGGAUGCUCCGGCGGGAGAAGCUCGAAGUGCGGAGGACUCUGCUGCUUUGCGACGGAUGAUCCAGAAGUUGAAGAAGUUGAAGAACGCACACCUCAUCAUUGAGCACAGCCAAGAAGAGGCAGAGGUGGCCCUGGCCUUCCGUGCUUUGGGCUUGGACAGCGCCGUCUACUCUGUGAGCAUCAAGCAUGCGUGUCCACCGCAGCUUGCGGAGGUGCUGGCAGCAAGCCUGCAUUCCAACAGUUCAUUGCAAGAACUGGAGAUCGCACAUCGCAAAUUCGGCAGCGCGUCAGUGGAAGCUCUUGUGCCUGGAGUCGGCAGGCACGCAGGUCUGUGGCACCUGAAUCUUUACGGCAGCAGUAUCGGCCCUGGUGGCGCAGCAUCCCUCCUGGGCGGUCUCAGAGUGUCGACCACGUUGAUGUGGCUCAAUCUGCGGGGCAACAAGAUCGGAGCAUCUGGAGCGCUGGCUUUCGCAGAGCUCCUGAAGGUCAACAGAUCUUUGCAAAAAGUGUGGUUGGGCGGCAAUGAUAUUCAAGAUGCUGGAGCGCGAGCAAUCAGUGCGGCCUUACCCUCAAAUUCGACGCUCUUGCACCUCUUCCUUGGCGGAAAUGCCAUUGAGGAUGCAGGAGCUCUUGCUUUAGCCAAUGCGCUGCACCAGAACACCAGUAUUCAGGUCGUAAACUUGUGCAAUAACCGCUACAGCCAGAAGGGCAGUCAGGCGCUCGCAGGCGUUCCGCGCCGUGUCAAUGUAAGCCGUGAUGCCAGGAACUGA